Molecule: messenger RNA, 2410 nt
Organism: Lecanosticta acicola
Lineage: Eukaryota; Fungi; Ascomycota; Dothideomycetes; Mycosphaerellales; Mycosphaerellaceae
Source: the annotation of a GenBank genome assembly
AUGGCAGAACAACUCAACAUGAACGGCCUGUCCCUCAAGGACUCCGCCCACGCUCCUCCACCAGGCCCUGCUCAGCCGCCGCAGCAGCAAAACGGCGGCUUCAACGGAGAGCGCUCCGCAUACAUUCCACCCCACAUGCGCCAACGCGGCGGAGGUGGUCCUCCAGCCGGCCGUCCAAACGGCUUCGAUGGUCCACCACCAGGCCCCAACGGCUUUCCACCACAAAAGUAAGUUCGGCCUCAUCCUGGCCUGAAAUCCCGGUCAUGACGCCAAGACUGACGUGACGAUUCUGUAGCGGCGAUUUUGGCGGUCCUCCACGCCAGCAAGGCGGCAACUGGGGCGCUGCUCAGUCCUUCACUCCUCGCGGCAACUGGGACAACUCGCCUCAGCUCCCUCGCGGCUUCGAUCGUAACGCAUACGGCGCACCGGGCGGCGGCAGCGGUGGCGGCAGCGGCGGCCGUCAGCACACAGGAGCAGGAGACGGACAGUGGAGAGAUGGCAAGCACGUGCCAGGCCCGUCGAACCCACGUGUGGAGCGUGAGUUGUUCGGCGUCGCGAACGACCCAACCAAGCAACAGACCGGUAUCAACUUUGAGAAAUACGAUGACAUCCCGGUGGAGGCGUCCGGACAGGGCGUGCCAGAGCCUGUCGUUACCUUCACCAACCCACCACUCGAUGACCACCUCAUUUCGAACAUCGAGCUUGCAGGCUACAAGAUCCCGACGCCUGUGCAGAAAUACUCCAUUCCGAUUGUCAUGGGCGGCCGUGACCUGAUGGCUUGUGCCCAGACCGGUUCCGGAAAGACUGGUGGUUUCCUCUUCCCCAUUCUCUCCCAGGCAUACCAGAACGGCCCAAGUGGCAACGUCCCGCAGCAAUCAGGCUUUGCCCGCCAGCGCAAGGCCUACCCGACCUCCCUCAUCCUCGCCCCGACUCGUGAGCUUGUCUCUCAGAUCUACGACGAGGCCCGCAAGUUCGCCUACCGAUCGUGGGUCCGUCCGUGCGUCGUCUACGGUGGUGCAGACAUUGGCUCUCAGCUCCGCCAGAUCGAGCGCGGCUGCGACUUGCUCGUGGCUACUCCAGGUCGUCUGGUCGACUUGAUCGAGAGAGGCAGAAUCUCGCUUGCUAACAUCAAGUACCUCGUUCUCGACGAGGCUGACCGCAUGCUUGACAUGGGUUUCGAGCCACAGAUCCGCCGCAUUGUUGAGGGUGAGGACAUGCCACCAACCGACGGCCGCCAGACCCUCAUGUUUUCGGCCACCUUCCCACGAGACAUCCAGAUGCUGGCUCGCGACUUCCUCCGAGAGUAUAUCUUCCUUUCGGUUGGUCGUGUCGGUUCCACCUCGGAGAACAUCACCCAGAAGGUUGAGUAUGUCGAGGACAUCGACAAGCGUAGUGUGCUCCUCGACAUCCUGCACACUCACGGCGCAGGACUCACGCUCAUCUUCGUCGAGACCAAGCGCAUGGCCGACUCCCUCUCCGACUACCUCAUCAACCAGGGCUUCCCGGCCACCUCCAUUCACGGUGACCGCACUCAGCGCGAGCGUGAGAAGGCUCUGGAGAUGUUCCGUACUGGACGCUGCCCGAUCCUUGUCGCCACCGCUGUGGCUGCACGAGGUAUGUUUUCAUCCUUUCUAUUCACGAAUCCUCUGCGCACAUCAUCUCAAAUCCCACCUUCUCGUUCACGCACUCUCGCUGUGGUUGCAUGUGUUUGGGAACUCCACUGACGAAAACAAAACAGGUCUCGAUAUCCCCAACGUGAUGCACGUCGUGAACUACGACCUUCCCACCGACAUCGACGACUACGUCCACCGCAUCGGUCGUACUGGACGUGCCGGAAACACCGGUAUCUCUACCGCCUUCUUCAACCGCGGCAACCGUGGUGUCGUUCGGGAUCUCAUCGACCUUCUCAAGGAGGCCAACCAGGAGGUUCCAAGCUUCCUCGAGACCAUCGCUCGUGAGGGCUCCGGUUUCGGUGGCGGCGGUCGUGGCGGUAGGUCCGGCGGUCGUGGCCGCGGCAGUGCUGCCAUGAAGGAUGUCCGUACCUACGGCGGUGGCCAGCGCCCAGCUUACAGCGGCGGCGCGAGCGGCGGUGGCUUCGGUGGUGGCAGCGGAGGCUACAGCGGCGGUGGCGGCUACGGAGGUGGCUACGGCGGUGGUGGUGGCUACGGCAACCCGACUGGACCAUCCGGCCCCAACAGCUGGUGGUAGAUGCCUCCACCCACCUCCUUCCACGGACAUUGUUUUCCUUGCGUUCUUGGUGCGAUUCUUUGCUUUUCCUUCCGGACACUUCGGCGGAUCGAACGAGCGUGCGACAACUCAUUAUACCCAAACCAGCAUGAUAGACUGCGUUGACUUUCCGGGCUCAUUUGCAUUUGCAACGGCGUGGGGAGACGGCGCAUUGAAAGAUUGA